Molecule: messenger RNA, 1705 nt
Organism: Prorocentrum cordatum
Lineage: Eukaryota; Dinophyceae; Prorocentrales; Prorocentraceae
Source: the annotation of a GenBank genome assembly
GUGCCUGCUGGGGCUGCGGGCAACUCUGCCCUGCUGCACCUCCUUCCGUCGUUUCCGUGUGCCUUCCCGCGGGUCGCCAGCGUCCUUCAGGCGCUCCUCGUCGAUGCGACGGCCCGCGACGGGGCAGUGGCAGUGGGUGCUCGGGCCGAGGUCGCGCACCGACUCUGCAGACUGGCGCCGCAGCUCCUUCCCCCACGCGCCGCUGGAUGACGCAGCGCCCGGCUGCCCUGACGAGCAGGAGCUGCCCGACUCGGCCGGGUCGAACGCCGUCCUCCGCGCCCAAAUCCGGUGUGCGAUCGGCUUGUCAAGGACUUGCUCCGCGACCUGGAAGAGGAGCGCGCCCGCCGCGCGCCGCCCCUCGCCGUACCCUCGUCUCGUGAUGCUGAGGGGCGUCUUGCAGCCCCUGCAGCCCAGGUCACGCUGUGACUUGUUGGUCGCCAGGCCGCCGCCAUUGAGCCGGCUGCCGGAGGCUUUGCUCGAGCUCGCCAUGAGGGCGUGCUUGCUGGGGGCCGGCAUGGAGGUCGCGGAGGCGGUCGGGGAACGCCAGUGCGGAAUUGGACGCUGCGCCGCGGCGCAAUUGGAGAUCGCCGAGGUCCAGGCGGCCGCGCGGGCCUGCCCGCAGCGCGCGCUCAUCGGCCUCGACAUCCAGAAUGUUUUCGCGCAGGUGCGUUGGGCGGACGCCCUCGAAGUCAAAGCAGCCGUUGCAAAGGCCCCCAUGGUGGCCGUUCCCACGGCCAUCCUCUGGUGGGGCAUCCGGGUCGAGGAGGGCCAUCCCGCUUUCUGCAUGGUCAUCGCCGUGGCAUGGCACGUGGUCGUGACUGGCCCGUGCCUGCAGCCCCGCCAGCUGGAGAUCCGCCAUUGGCCGUGCGUGGGCGAUCGGAAUGUGCAGGCGCCGCUGGCGAUCGACCUACCGCUGCAGCUCGCGCACGGGUUGAUCCUGGUCGUCGCGGAGGCGCGCGGCGACCUGGCCGUGCCGCUCUGCGCGACGGCGUUCCGGAGCAGACCCGGCAGCGCCUGGGCCGAGCGAUUCGCGUUGCCGACGCCGCUCUCGAAACAGUGCGCAAUGAUGCGCUUGGUGCCGCCAGCGGGCGCCGAGCAGGCCCCCGCCGAGGCGGAGCUCCGGCGCGUCGGUCUGCCAGUCCAGUUCGCUGGCCUGCAGGUGGGCGCGCCCUUGCAUAUCACCCCGCUGAAACGGGCGGCGCGGCUCGCUGAGCACGGCCCUGCACGCCGCGCAGAGGUGGCCGCGGUCGCUCGUGACGUCGAGCAGUGCGACGGCGUCGACGACGCGUUUGUGGGCAUUCUGGACGUGCUGCGUGAUUGCGGCGUCGCCGCGCGCCUUGUCAGCGCGGCGGGGCCGACGGCGGGCGCGGCGACCGCUGCCGAGCAAUCUCUGGUCGGCGUCGCCCUCGCGGACAGUGGGCGGGUCGAGGCCGCGCGCUGCGGCCAAGGCAUUCCCUCGCCCUGCCCGCCUAGCGCGCUGUGCUUUGUCGAGGAGGCGCCCGCGCAGGAGCCGUGCCUCGAGCAGCUGGGUGCGCGCGGGGGUCGUGCCGCCACGUGCGAGUGUUGUCCCUUGCGGGCGCGCCGGCGCGACGACUUGGCGGACUCGUGCGCCGACGUCCUGGCAGAGGCCGGCGGGCGCGUCCGCCGCGGGCCCCUGGCCCUUGGGCUCUCCGCCAGCAGUGCCGAGGCAUGGCUGGGCGUCUGA